Messenger RNA from Coregonus sp. 'balchen', 24516 nucleotides. The record is from the annotation of a GenBank genome assembly. Lineage: Eukaryota; Metazoa; Chordata; Actinopteri; Salmoniformes; Salmonidae.
GGAGAAGAAGAAGAUGAUGAUGAAGGAAUCGUUCAUGAACUCAACGUCACUAAAGCUCGCAGGAUCAGGGUGCUUUGCGAGGCUAGCAAACGACAGAGUUAGCAGCCGAUAGCCAGCUGCCAUUUACACAAAAGCAACUCCAGCGAUUGUCCUGCAAAUUACGGUCGGCGUAAGUGUUGAGUUAUUACUAGCUAGCUACCACAAUUUAACUUGAGUUGUUAUGCAACCAGAUGUAUAUCAGACAACCAGGCAGCAACGAGUGCGCUUGUUAACCGUUAGAUAGCCAGCUAACGUUAGCUGCAUUGGUGUGUUAAAACUUCAUUACCGUUCUCCUGGCAGCAGGAUAUUAUGCUGGCAGGACGAUCGCUGAUAUUUAUUUUCAAAAUAAGAGCCCCCAUACAAGGCCACGCUAAAUUUAGGCAAUAUCGUUUUUUUCCACUCUAGUGCAGUACACCUGUUUUCACAGCGUUGCAACCACCUUUAAAGCGGCAAUCAGGAGUUGAAACAAUAACAAAGCGUAAUCCCCACCCCUGUUUCGGUAAAAAGCUGAGGGAUGGGUCUGGAGAAGUGUUCCACUCUCAAAUUCAUUGAGGGAGCUAUGGAUGCAAGGACUGAACAUCCAUGGUUUUAAGCAUGUUUUGAUGCUAAAUAAAUGGAGAAUUUGACCUACUUUUAUUUUUAAUAUUGUAUUAUUUAUACCAGUAUUUCUGUAGAAAGUGUACACCAAUGCUGGCAUGUUGAAAGCUAUUAUGUAAGGCUAAAUGUAAGGAAAUACACUUUUAAUAAAAUACAAAUAUAUGUAAUUGGAAUUUCUCAAUAGGAUACAAAACUUUAAUUGGCCAAUUGUGUUGGGCAACGGGUUUAAUAGAGUGUGCUGGUGACGCCUUACUCCAUUCACUGCAAUGCAAUGCAAUACAAUACGCUGCAUAUGAAUUACAUAUUGGUUAAUAGAGAACAUAAACGACUGUGCCGAUGUAAAAGUAGGGUUGGGAUUACUCCGUAGGGUCUGUAGAUAUGGUGUUAUUUCUUGGGGGACUGAGGACUACAUACCCAGCAGCACUUUCAAAUCCAGUGGUCCAGGUGAGGCUUGAGGCUGGGGUACUAAUGGGGGUCCACUAGAAUUGGUAGCCCUGGAGACCUGGCCCGAGAUUGCCUCCACUCCCAGAAGGCCUAGUUGCACCCAUGCACCGCAGUUCCUCGAGCGAAGUUUCUUUGAUCCGCAUGGCCAAAAUUGGCAUCUCAUAAUCAUCACUCAGGCGUACUUUAUCGUGGCACAAGAGGCGCCGUUGAGAGGGUGGGAAGGCGUUGGACGGAGCCCUUCUGUAGGUCACACCCAGCUCUCAUGCUUGGCAUUCAUACUCCAAUGCUAGCUGCUCCAGUUACUUUAGAUCUUUGACCCCGUCAAUGUGACUUGGGAAGUCAAGGACAAAGACCUAUAAUUACAAGGGGCAUUGCAGGGUUUUAGUAAUUUGCAAAACAUGGUCUUGGAAAUUGUUGACGUUAUGUUUUGAUGCAACUAGUAAUGGUAAUUAAGGAUUUACCCGAGUCCACUUCAACAGAGCAGCACAAAGAAGUUCUUUAAACUCCUUUCCUGCAUGAGCGAUGGAUGGACUGUAUAUAAGGUUGUUGCCAGGAGCUAAUAGACAGACAACGUCUGGGACGAGGCCUUGUGGUAACAGUCCCACAAACAUUUGCGUCCAGCAUUGAAGCUGUAGCUCCAGGAGUGGAGUUAUCUGAGCUCUGUCUUGGUCUCAGCAAGAGGGUGUUGUAACGCUUGCUGGGGUUGAUUUCUGAACGGGGCCAUUGGUUAGCUUUAUGGCGGGAACCGUACGUGUAAAGAAAGUCUGGCAUGACUGGAAAAUGUCAUUAGUAUGAUUUUGGUUUUUGCCCUAGCACUACACCGCUGAUUCAAAUAAUCAAAGUUCGAUGAUGAGUUGGUUAUUUGAAUCAUAAAUUCCUUCUUGCAUUUUUCAACAUGGAUUAAAAUGUAAUAUCUUAUUGAGUUAGCACCUUGUAAUAUUUUGAAAUGUGGGCUUUUAUUUUGAAGGUUUCCUCAUUACCUUAGGAAAGUGACAUCUUCGUUAGUUUUGCUAGCAGAAAAAUAGUGAAGACCUCCUAGCUAGCCAAAUACAGUAUCUAUGGGUGUGAUGAACCUGUGGUGGUGUUUUUGUAAAAAAAAAUGUAUCCUGCAUAAGUUAAUUUGACUUAUCUUGGUGUGUUAGCUGUUAAUUCGUCAUACUACUAGUUAUGUUAUGCUUGUUAUUGUCAACAAGAAUGUGCAAAAAUAAAUCUCACAGAAUCAAAUACUUGUUGUUAUGCUAACGUUAGCUAACUGUGCACGUAAACUAGCUAGCUAGCUACUGCAUUCUUCAACUUCUGCUCUCUCUGCUUUCAAGAUGACAAGGUGAUUGCAUCUAAUUAGUCACUUCAACUGGUCAUCAGCGUGCACUGGAUGCUGUGUAGGCAUAUGCGUUAUUGUCGUAAAGCGCUCGGCAGCAGGAGGUGGAGAGGGUUUGCAGUCUCGUGCCACAGUCCGGGAUGGACACCUGGACACCGAAUCCUCGAGCGAAACCGUUCAUCCCUCGCCAGCAACGGAGCCUCUACCUCACCUGGAAGUACAAAUUAACUAACAAGCGAGCUCUUCGUCGAGGCUGCCAGGUGAGCCCAUGUUGUUUUGCCAGUUCAGCCUCCAUUCACUGUCACUUUUGGUUAGCCUACAUUUGGGGUACUUUUGAGAAAACAACUUGCCUUUUUCCUCUGUGCAGGCUGGAGCGGUUCUAUUUCUGCUGGUCACAGUCAUUGUGAAUAUCAAACUCAUCUUAGACACAAGAAGAGUAGCCAAUGAGGAAGAGGCAGUGCAGGAGUAUGGUGAGUCUUGUCAAUUCUUCCACCAUUUGUUUGACACAUUUCCAUUUGCCAUGUCAAAAGCUGUUUCUCACGUAUUAUAGCCUAACAAAGUUGUUGAUAUAUGGAAUUCAUGCUGCUGAGCAAUGUUAUGCACCGUCUCAGUCAACUUACGAAACAACUUUCCACAAUUCAAAAUGGCUGAACUUCCCCGUGCUCGUUUCCAGACGAAGCCCUGCCCAACAUGGAGACCCCGCGCAAGCCGGCGAGCGGUAGGAAGGUCCUGGACAUUGAGGUGUACUCCAGCCGCUCCAAAGUCUAUGUGGCAGUGGACGGCACCACUGUGAGUACCUGUACGCAUUUCACUAUUAGGCUACCCUUUUCACAGUACUGAGCCAAACCAAGCUGAGCCAAGCCAAGCUGAACUGUGCUGGCCUAGGUAUGCAUCGUCCAUAGUUGCUGGAAAAGACCAUGUGUAAAAAUAAAUUAAAAAAGAUCUGAGCCAGCACGGUCUGGCUCAGGGUGCAGUCUGGCUCUAGUGUGAGUCUGGCUUAUCAUUGUUGAUUUCAUAGUGUGAUUAUGAUGUAACUGUUGAUAUUUUAAAAGGUGCUUGUGUUGUCUGUGUCCCUCUCCAGGUGUUAGAGGAUGAAAUGCGGGAACAGGGCCGAGGCAUUCACGUGAUAGUCCUCAACCAGGCUACCGUAAGUAAGCAUGUGUGACUCUUCACCUAGAGACACACUGAAACUACUGUGGUGUUUUUUUUCUCUGCACUUGUGAGCAGUUUCAAUUUAGCCUUUGUUUUUCAAGCAUUCAUGAACCGCAAGAUGUCGAUAACAUAGUGAGAUGAUACUGCUAGUCUUGGUAGUAGGCAAUUCCAUGGUAACAGAGUGAUACUGAGACUCAGAUUUUUCACUUUAAAUUGUCAAACAAAAACCAAUCAUUGCAAAGUUAAACAAAACACACAACUGUAUGCACAAGGACUACUUUGAACAAUUUCCACACAUUUUGCUGAAACACAUUGACUUGAACAGUUCAGAUGCAACGUUUGUUAAGAGAAUGGUUUGGCCUGUUUAUGCCGUCAUUCUCUUACCAAACUUAGCAUCUGCACUGUUCUCCAAGUUUUUGUAAAAUGUUCAGUGGAAAUUGUUAAAAGUAGUCCUUGUGCAUGGAGUUGUAUGGUUUGUUUAACUUUGCAGUCAUUGUUACUGUGGACUUGCCCUAUUGCUAAACCAACCUCUCCUCUCAAGACAAGGUCUAUUUGUAGGUCUGCAGCAUAAGUGUCACUUGUGUGUGUCUGCAGGGCCAUGUGAUGGCCAAGAGGAUAUUUGACACCUACUCUCCCCAUGAGGACGAAGCCAUGAUCCUCUUCCUCAACAUGGUGACACGUGGCAGAGUCCUCAUCUUCACCAUCAAGGUCAGUCACUAACUCAGUCACUAACUCCCUUCCAGUUUUGUAUAUAUACUAAACUCAGCAAAAAAAUUAACGUCCUCUCGCUGUCAACUGGGUUUAUUUUGUAUGAACAUAGCAAGAUUCAACAACUGAGACAUAAACUGAACAAGUUCCACAGACGUGACUAAUAGAAAUUGAAUAAUGUGUCCCUGAACAAAGGGGGGGUCAAAAUCAAAAGUAACAGUCAGUAUCUGGUGUGGCCACCAGCUGCAUAAAGUACUGCAGUGCAUGUCCUCCUCAUGGACUACACCAGAUUUGCCAGUUCUUGCUGUGAGAUGUUACCCCACUCUUCCACCAAGGCACCUGCAAGUUCCCGGACAUUUCUGGGGGGAAUGGCCCUAGCCCUCAGAUCUAACUGAUCCCAGACGUGCUCAAUGGGAUUGAGAUCCGGUCUCUUCGCUGGCCAUGGCAGAACACUGACAUUCCUGUCUUGCAGGAAAUCACGCACAGAACGAGCAGUAUGGCUGGUGGCAUUGUCAUGCUGGAGGGUCGUGUCAGGAUGAGCUUGCAGGAAGGGUACCACAUGAGGGAGGAGGAUGUCUUCCCUGUAAAGCACAGCGUUGAGAUUGCCUGCAAUGACAACAAGCUCAAUCCGAUGAUGCUGUGACACACCGCCCCAGACCAUGACGGACCCUCCACCUCCAAAUCGAUCCCGCUCCAGAGUACAGGCCUCGGUGUAACGCUCAUUCAUUUACAUUUACAUUUUAGUCAUUUAGCAGACGCUCUUAUCCAGAGCGACUUACAGGAGCAAUUAGGGUUAAGUGCCUUGCUUAAGGGCACAUCGACAGAUUUUUCACCUAGUCGGCUCGGGGAUUAGAACCAGCGACCUUUCGGUUACUGGCACAACGCUCUUACCCACUACGCUACCUUCAACGAUAAACGCGAAUCCGACCAUCACCCCUGGUGAGACAAAACCGCUACUCGUCAGUGAAGAGCACUUUUUGCCAGUCCUGUCUGGUCCAGCGACGGUGGGUUUGUGCCCAUAGGCAACGAUGUUGCCGGUGAUGUCUGGUGAGGACCUGCCUUACAACAGGCCUACAAGCCCUCAGUCCAGCCUCUCUCAGCCUAUUGCGUACAGUCUGAGUACUGAUGGAGGGAUUGUGCGUUCCUGGUGUAACUAGGGCAGUUGUUGUUGCCAUCCUGUACCUGUCUCACAGGUGUGCUGUUCGGAUGUACCGAUCCUGUGCAGGUGCUGUUACACGUGGUCUGCCACUGCGAGGACGAUCAGCUGUCCGUCCUGUCUCGCUGUAGCGCCUCUUAGGCGUCUCACAGUACGGACAUUGCAAUUUAUUGCCCUGGCCACAUCUGCAGUCCUCAUGCCUCCUUGCAGCAUGCCUAAGGCACAUUCACGCAGAUGAGCAGGGACCCUGGGCAUCUUUCUUUUGGUGUUUUUCAGAGUCAGUAGAAAGGCCUCUUUAGUGUCCUAAGUUUUCAUAACUGUGACCUUAAUUGCCUACCGUCUGUAAGCUGUUAGUGUCUUAGCGACCGUUCCACAGGUGCAUGUUCAUUAAUUGUUUAUGGUUAAUUGAACAAGCAUGGGAAACAGUGUUUAAACCCUUUACAAUGAAGAUCUGUGAAGUUAUUUGGAAUUUUACAAAUUAUCUUUGAAAGACAGGGUCCAGAAAAAGGGACGUUUCUUAUUUUUUUGCUGAGUUUAUAAGCUAGUUCUUGAUGCACUAGUAGUGACUUGCAUCACAGCUAUUGUAUUUGCAUGCAAUGAACUUGAUGAGCUAAAUGGGCUAAUGUAGAGUAAGGCUAAUCAUUUAGCCUGAUGAUGCAGUGUUUUGUGUCUGUCUGUUUGUGUUGUGGUGUUUACGUUUAGGAUGAGGGUACGUUCCACCUGAAAGAGUCUGCUAAAAACCUGCUGAAGGGGCUGGGGAGCCAGGCUGGCCUCAACCUCAGCUGGAGAGACAUGUGGACCUUGGUGGUGAAGAAAGGAGGUACAGGAACAGUCACACACACACACACGCUGAGAUCCAUUUUCACACAAAUUACAUAGUUUCUGCUAGGGGUGUGAACGUUUAAAUGUUAAAAUCUUUCAAUGCAAUUGGGAUCUAACUAAAUUGGGAUCUAAGAAAGAUCCCUAACCAAAAUAGUUGUUUUUCCCCCCACAGAAUUUUAAUCACAGUGCAGUUAUCACAAAACCGAACCGUGUUAUAGCUAUAAAGGCCUGGGGAAAGUAGUGUCAUUUACAUAAAAAAAGAGAGGAAGUCAAACUUUAGGCUACUUCGGUGAAUUUGCGAGGCGUACAAGACAUUGCAAGGUACAGAUGAAGACAUUCUUUCUGCCUGACCCCUCCUCUCUCUCCCUUGCGCUGGCUCGCCUGCUCUUACUCUUCGCUAAUGAUGUGAGUGUGUGUUCAGUCUUCGGUCUGCUGCGUGUAGAAUAUCCUAGCCUAUUCAUUGAUGAUAGGCCCUGCUUUACUGAAGUUGUGCGACAUUGCAAGCUAAGAAAUUGCGACAUAUUGCAUUGCGAGAUACAGCUUUUUAAAUUUUUUUAUUGAAGAUAGGCCUAGUGCACGGUUCAGACUGUCUGCCUGGUGGCCGACCUGCCUAUACUGUGCCCCUCCCCUCUCUCUCCAUCCUUCGCUAGCUCGCUAUGAAAGAUGUAAGUGUUUGAUUAAUUGCCGUACUUCCGAGAACACAAUCUCCCCCGUUCCAAAAAUACUGAAUCUUAGGACUCAAUUCCUUGCGGAAUCGAAUCUUGAUAUUCAGAAAUGGGAGUCGACACUGGGAGUAUCGACUCUCCACUGCUACGUAAUCAUCUUAUUAAGUUGGAAAAAUGCCAGAGAAAGGCAAGCGACCGCAGCGAAGUCCUGUAUGGCAAUACUUCGAGAAAUAAAAUGAGAAGGAAAUGCAAACUUUGCGAGGUGGAAUUGAGGUACAGUAAUGGUAGUACAGGUGCAAUGCUUAACCAUCUGAAAGGGACGCACUUUGAGACCCAAACUGUUGCUGGCAGCAGUGUAGCUGCAUUGUGAAUUCACGUGAAAUUGUUAUUAUCGUUUUAACAUCGUUUUUUCCAUUUGCGUGUCAUGCGAUGUAGGUGUGUUGAUGAUGAGUUGCUUGGUAUAUGUGUGUGUUUUCAGGUCAGUUGUAUGGUGAGAAACACUCCAAGUCCCCAGCCCUGUCCACCUGGGGAGACCCUGUUCUACUGAAGACUGAGGUGCAGCUCACUGCUUCUGAAGGUACCUACCUAGCCUCCCAUUCCCUCCUCACCUUGCUCCAUGCUCAACAAUGACCAAUCUUCCUUUAUAUGCAGCUAUUAAGAGAGAAAUUACCUCAAAUAUACAGUCGCUAGUGAAAGUCUACACAUCCCUUGUACAGUCUUCACAUUUUGCUGCCUUAAAAAUAUAUCCUAAAAGGGAUUACAUUAAAAAAAAAUUAUACUCAUCUUUACAACCUACUCCACACUUUCAAAGGAAAAAAAAAAAAAAAAAACAUUUUCCAUAUGAAUAAAAAAUUAAGAUGUAUUGAUUGCAUAUGUCUUCUCACCCAUAGUUAAUAAUUGGUGGAUGCAUCUUUAAAAACGGGAUAAUUUUGAAUAAGAUUCCUCCGACAUUGCACAACUCUUAGGGCAAUAUAUAGCAAUUGUUUUUGUCAAAAUGACUGAAGCUCAGUAAAUUUGGUUUGGAAUCUUUGAUGGACAGCAAUAUUAAAAACAUGUCUCAAAUUUUUAAGCAUAUUUAAGUCAGGACUGAGACUGGACCAUUCAGGAACAUCUCACCAGCUCUUGGAAAGCCAUUCUGGUCUGUCUUUGGAAAGAAAAUGUGUGUAAUUGUCCCGCUGAAAAAUAAAACUAUUCCAGGGUUAGGUUUUCAAAUCAAAUUGUAUUUGUAAAAUGCUUGGUAAACAACAGGUGUAGACUAACAGUGAAAUGCUUAGUUACGGGCCCUUCCCAACAAUGCAGAGAAAAAUAGAAAAAUAAUAACACAACAAAUAAUUAUACAAUGAGUAACGAUAACCUGGCUGUAUACAUGGUGUACCAGUACUGAGUCGAUGUCCAUGGGUACGAAGUAAUUGAGGUACAGUAGUAUUCGCACCCCUUGGCUUGUUCCUAAUUUUGUUGUUACAAAGUGGGAUUAAAAUUGAUUUAAUUGUAAUUUUAUGUCAACGAUCUACACAAAAUACUCUGUAAAAGUGGAAGAAAAAUUCUAACAUGAAAAAAAGUACAAAAUACAACAUACAGUGCCUUCGGAGAGUAUUUAGACCCCUUGACUUUUUCCCACAUUUUGUUAGGUUAUAGCCUUAUUCUAAAAUUAAUUAAAUAGAUUUUCCCCCCCUCAAUCUACUCACAAUACCCCAUAAUGUCAAAGCAAAAACAGGUUUUUUAGAAAUGUUUGCAAAUGUAUUACAAAUAAUAAACAGAUCACACUUACAUAAGUAUUCAGACCCUUUACUCAGGACUUUGUUGAAGCAACUUUGGCAGCAAUUACAGCCUGGAGUCUUUUUGUGUAUGACGCUACAAGCUUGGCACACCUGUAUUUCAGUGGAACUCUAGAGCUCUGUCAGAGUGACCAUCGGGUUCUUGGUCACAUCCCUGACCAAGGCCCUUCUCCCCCGAUUGCUCAGUUUGGCCGGGCGGCCAGCUCUAGGGAGAGUCUUGGUUGUUCCAAACUUCUUCCAUUGAAGAAUGAUGGAGGCCACUGUGUUCUCAGGGACCUUCAAUGCUGCAGAAAUUUUUUGGUACCCUUCCCCAGAUCUGUUUCUCGACAGAAUCCUGUCUCGGAGCUCUACGGACAAUUCAUUCGACCUCAUGGCUUGGAUGCUGCCACCACAAUACUUGAAAAUACAGAUGGUUUCAUUCUGUUGUGUUAUAUUGGAUUUGACUUCUUCAAAGUAGCCACCCUUUGCCUCGAUGACAGCUUUGCAUACUUGGCAUUCUCUCAACCAGUUUCACCUGGAAUGCUUUUCCAACAGUCUUGAAGGAGUUCCCAAAUGCUGAGCACUUGUUGGCUGCUUUUCCUUCACUCUGCAUUCCAACUCAUGAUAGUCAUUUUGAAGUCUCGCUCCCUCUCUCCUGAGUGUACUAAACAUAAAGAACACCUUCCUAAUAUUGAGUUGCGCUCCAACCCUAAUCUAGCACACCUGAUUCUAAUAAUUAGCAGGUUGAUAAGAUGAAUCAGGUUAGUAACACGUGGGGUUGGAGCGAAAACCUACAGGAGGGUAGCUCUCCAGGAAAAGGGUUGGGCAACCCUGAUCUACACUGAUUGAAGUGGAUUUAACAAGUGACAUCAAUAAGACGGUUAAGUGUACCUUGAAUUCUAAAUAAAUCACAGAGAGUAUCACCAGCAAAGCACCCCCACACCAUAACACCACCUCCUCCAUGCUUUCGGUGGGAUCUACACAUGCGGACAUCAUCCGUUCACCCACACCGCGUCUCACAAAGAUAUGGCGGUUGGAACAAAAAAUAUUACAUUUCGACUCCAGACCAAAGGACAAAUUUCCACCGGUCUAAUGUCCAUUGCCCGUGUUUCUUGGCCCAAGCAGAUCUCCUCUUCUUACUGCUGUCCUUAAGUAGUGGUUUAUUCGCAGCAAUUCGACCAUGAAGGCCUGAUUCACAAAGCCCCCUCUGAAUAGUUGAUGUUGAGAUGUGUCUGACUUGAGCUCUGUGAAGCAUUUAUUUGGGCUGCAAUUUCUGAGGCUGGUAACUCUAAUGAACUUAUCCUCUGCAGCAGAGGUAACUCUGGGUCUUGCUUUCCUGUGGCGGUCCUCAUGAGAGCCAGUUUCAUCAUAGCGCUCGAUAGUUUUUGCAACUGCACUUGAAGAAACUUUCAAAGUUCUUUACAUUUUCCGUAUUGACUGACCUUCAUGUCUUAAAGUAAUGAUGGACUGUCGUUUCUUUUUUGCUUAUUUGAGCUGUUCUUGCCAUAAUAUGGACUUGGUCUUUUACCAAAUAGGGCUAGCUUAUGUAUACCACCCCUACCUUGUCACAGCACAACUGAUUGGCUCAAACGCAUUAAGAAGGAAAGAAAUUCCACAAAUUAACUUUUAAGAAGGCACACCAGUUAAUUGAAAUGCAUUCCAGGUGACUUCCUCAUGAAGCUUGUUGAGAAAAUGCCAAGAGUGUAAAGCUGUCAUCAAGGCAAAGGGUGGCUACUUUGAAGAAUCUCAAAUAUAAAAUAUAUUUUGAUUUGUUUAACACUUUAUUUUGGUUACUACAUGAUUCCAUAUGUGUUAUUUCAUAGUUUUGUAGAAAAUAGUAAAAAUAAAGAAAAACCCUUGAAUGAGUAAGUGUAUUCUGACUGGUAUUGUAUGUUUCCCUAAGAGUUGUGCAAGGUUGGUAGAGUCUUAUUCAAAAUGAUUUACAGCUGUAAUGGCUGCCAAAAGUGCUUCCACCAAGUAUUAUCUUGGGUUUGAAGACAUGCAAUCAAUACAUCUUCAUUUUUUAUGAAGAUGAAUUUUGCAUUUUACUUUGAAAGUGUGGAGUAGGUUGUGUAGAUUAAAAAAAAAAAAAAAACAUUAAUUUAAGAUUUCAUUUUGAGGCAGCAAAAUGUGAAGGCUGCAAGGUGUGUGCAUACUUUCCCUAUGCGUUGUAAGGUGGUUUUAUGUUCCUGCACCAUGUCAACCACCAUCUGAACUUUUAUACUGAAUGCCACACCCGAAGUUCCCUUGUGGGAAAUAAAAAAUGAUAUGUUUCAGUUCAAUGUAAUUGGGUACCAUUCUCCUCCCUCUCCCCGUGCAGAUGCAGAGUGCCAUUGGGCCGACACAGAGCUGAACAGGAGGAGGAAACUCUUCUGUAGUAAGGUGGAGGGCUAUGGCAGCAUCUGUAGCUGCAAGGACCCGGCCCCCAUAGAGUUCAACCCAGACCCAGUAAGGCCCACGUCCCAAAUGGCACCCUAUUCCCUAUUUAGUGCACUACUUUUUAUAAGGGCCCAUCUGGAUGAUUGAACACAAGCUGUCCCCCCUCCCCCUCUUUUUCUAGCUCCCCAACAACAAUGUGUUCAGUGUUCCUGUGGCUGUCAUCGCUGGGAACAGACCUAACUAUCUGUACAGGUAUGACUGGGAUUCUGAGGUGAAGGGAAUGACUCUGAAAGUAGCAUUCAGACCAGAAACAUUGUUUUGAUCUUACAAAUCAAUGCUGGUUUUCUGAGGCCAAAUAGCAAACACAAAUCUAAUCAGGCAACCAUUGCCUGAUGUCCUAUCAUUAUUACGACCAGCUCUUCUCUAUGUUAGGAUGCUGAGGUCUCUGCUCUCGGCCCAGGGGGUCAACCCACAGAUGGUCACAGUCUUCAUCGAUGGAUACUAUGAGGUACUGAGUUUCUUCUCUUUAUUAUGUUCUCCCUCUUCCUCUUCUCAACUAUAUAGCAUUUCAUUUCUUGCGCUUAAAGUUGUGUGUGCGUACAGGAGCCCAUGGAUGUGGUGGAGCUGUUUGGACUGAAGGGGGUUCAACACACUCCCAUCAGCAUCAAGAAUGCCAGAGUAUCACAGGUGAGAUGUCCGUCAGCCAACUCACUCAUCACACUCAGAGCAGCCUCCAUCACAGACCAGCUGAAACGGUGUCAGUCGUACAGUCAUUAGUCAACUAGAAAUCACUUAUUUUGUCUACUUAUUUUGUCAAACACCAACCAAUGAGACAAAGGCAAUGUUGUGUUGUAAUGCACACACAGUGUUUUGGCAUCAAUCACCCACUCACUACCACCUCUAUACAUAUGUCUGCUCUCUCCUCUCAGCAUUACAAAGCCAGUCUCACUGCAACCUUCAACCUACACCCAGUGAGUACUUUCACAACUUUUAAGAUAUGAAGCCAAACCUUUCUGUCCACCACAUCCAGAUCAGUUAUUAUGGUGUGGUUGUGGUUGCUUUGUGCCAUUGUGGUUGUUAUGUGGUUGAUUUGUGUUUGAUUUGCAGGAUGCCAACUUUGCCGUAGUCCUGGAGGAAGACCUGGAUAUCUCCAUAGAUUUCUUCAGGUAAGAUCUCUAUAGUUUUAGAUUGAUGGAAGUUUUAACUAUACAAUGUAUAGAGAGAGAGUGUGUGUGUGUGUGUGUGUGUGUAUGUGCGCACACUGAACAAAAAUAAAAACGCAACAUGCAACAAUUUCAAAGAUUUUCAGUUCAUAUAAGGAAAUCAGUGAAUUGAAAUACAUUCAAUAGGCCCAAAUCUAUGGAUUUCACAUGACUGGGAAUACAGAUAUGCAUCUGUUGGUCACAGAUACCUUAAAAACAAAAGUAAGAGCGUUGAUCAGAAAACCUGUCAGUAUCUGGUGUGACCACCAUUUGCCUCAUAUACAGUGAGGGGAAAAAAGUAUUUGAUCCCCUGCUGAUUUUGUACGUUUGCCCACUCAGUCUAUAAUUUUAAUGGUAGGUUUAUUUGAACAGUGAGAGACAGAAUAACAACAAAAAAAUCCAGAAAAACGCAUGUCAAAAAUGUUAUAAAUUGAUUUGCAUUUUAAUGAGGGAAAUAAGUAUUUGACCCCUCUGCAAAACAUGACUUAGUACUUGGUGGCAAAACCCUUGUUGGCAAUCACAGAGGUCAGACGUUUCUUGUAGUUGGCCACCAGGUUUGCACACAUUUCAGGAGGGAUUUUGUCCCACUCCUCUUUGCAGAUCUUCUCCAAGUCAUUAAGGUUUUGAGGCUGACAUUUGGCAACUCGAACCUUCAGCUCCCUCCACAGAAUUUCUAUGGGAUUAAGGUCUGGAGACUGGCUAAGCCACUCCAGGACCUUAAUGUGCUUCUUCUUGAGCCACUCCUUUGUUGCCUUGGCCGUGUGUUUUGGGUCAUUGUCAUGCUGGAAUACACAUCCACGACCCAUUUUCAAUGCCCUGGCUGAGGGAAGGAGGUUCUCACCCAAGAUUUGACGGUACAUGACCCGUCCAUCGUCCCUUUGAUGCGGUGAAGUUGUCCUGUCCCCUUAGCAGAAAAACACCCCCAAAGCAUAAUGUUUCCACCUCCAUGUUUGACAGUGGGGAUGGUGUUCUUGGGGUCAUAGGCAGCAUUCCUCCUCCUCCAAACACGGCGAGUUGAGUUGAUGCCAAAGAGCUCGAUUUUGGUCUCAUCUGACCACAACACUUUCACCAAGUUCUCCUUUGAUUCUUUCAGAUGUUCAUUGGCAAACUUCAGACGGGCCUGUAUGUGUGCUUUCUUGAGCAGGGGGACCUUGCGGGCGCUGCAGGAUUUCAGUCCUUCACGGCGUAGUGUGUUACCAAUUGUUUUCUUGGUGACUAGGGUCCCAGCUGCCUUGAGAUCAUUGACAAGAUCCUCCCGUGUAGUUCUGGGCUGAUUCCUCACCGUUCUCAUGAUCAUUGCAACUCCACGAGGUGAGAUCUUGCAUGGAGCCCCAGGCCGAGGGAGAAGGGACCUACAAUCUUGUCCCUGACAUCCUUGGAGAGCUCUUUGGUCUUGGCCAUGGUGGAGAGUUUGGAAUCUGAUUGAUUGCUUCUGUGGACAGGUUUCUUUUAUACAGGUAACAAACUGAGAUUAGGAGCACUCCCUUUAAGAGUGUGCUCCCAAUCUCAGCUCGUUACCUGUAUAAAAGACAACUGGGAGCCAGAAUUCAUACCCUUUGCUAUGAGACUUGAAAUUGAGCUCCGGUCCAUCGUGUUUCCAUUGAUCAUCCUUGAUAUGUUUCUACAACUUGAUUGGAGUCCACCUGGGGUAAAUUCAAUUAAUUGGACAUGAUUUGGAAAGGUACACAUCUGUCUAUAUAAGGUCCCACAGUUGACAGUGCAUGUCAGAUCAAAAACCAAGCAAUGAUGUCGAAGGAAUUGUCCGUAGAGCUCCGUGACAGGAUUGUGUCGAGGCACAGAUCUGGGGAAGGGUACCAAAACCUUUCUGCAGCAUUGAAGUUCCCCUAGAACACAGUGCCUUCCAUCAUUCUUAAAUGGAAGAAGUUAGGAACCACCAAGACUCUUCCAAUAGCUGGCCCCCAGCCAAACGGAGCAAUCGUGGGAGAAGGGCCUUGGUCAGGGAGGUGAGCAAGAACCCAGUGGUCACUCUGACAGAGCCCCAGAGUUUCUCUGUGGAGAUGGGAGAACCUUCCAGAAGGACAACCAUCUCUGCAGCACUUCACCAAUCAGGCCUUUAUGGUAGAGUGGCCAGAUGGAAGCCACUCCUCAGUACAAGGCACAUUACAUUCCUUUUGGAGUUUGCCAAAAGGCACCUAAAGGACUCUCAGACCAUGAUAAACAAGAUUCUCUGGUCUGAUGAAACCAACAUUGAACUAUUUGGCCUGAAUGCCAAGUGUCAUGUCUGGAGGAAACCUGGCACUAUCCCUACGGUGAAGCAUGGUGGUGGCAUCAUACUGUGGGGAUGUUUUUCAGCGGUAGGAACUGGGAGACUAGUCAGUACAAGGGAAAGAUGAAUGGAGCAAAGUAUAGAGAGAUCCUUGAUGAAAGCCUGCUCCACACAGGACCUCAGAUUAGGGUGAAGGUUCACCUUCCAACAGGACAACGACCCUAAGCACACAGCCACGACAACGCAGGAAUGGCUUCAGGACAAGUCUCAAUGUCCUUGAGUGGCCCAGCCAGAGCCCGGACUUGAACCCGAUGGAACAUCUCUGGAGAGACCUGAAAAUAGCUGUGCAGCGACGCUCCCAAUCCAACCUGACAGAGCUUGAGAGGAUCCGCAGAGAAGAAUGGGUUAAACUCCCCCAAUACAGGUGUGCGAUGCUUGUAGCGUCAUACCCAAGAAGACUCGAGGCUGUAAUAGCUGCCCAAGGUGCUUCAACAAAGUACUGAGUAAAGGGUCUGAAUACUUGUUUUUGCUUUGUCAUUAUGGGGUAUUGUGUGUAGAUUUAGGGGGGGACAAAAACAAUUUUAAUCAAGUUUUGAAUAGUCUGAAUAAUUUCCGAAUGCGCUGUACAUACACUACCAGUCAAAAGUUUGGACACACCUACUCAUUCAAUGGUUUUUCUUUAUUUUUACUAUUUUUUACAUUGUAGAAUAAUAGUGAAGACAUCGUAGUAACCAAAAAAGUGUUAAACAAAUCAAAAUAUGUUUUAUGUUUGAGAUUCUUCAAAUAGCCACCCUUUGCCUUGAUGACAGCUUUGUACACUCUUGGCAUUCUCUCAACCAGCUUCAUGAGGAAGUCACCAAUUUCAAUUAACAGGUGUGCAUUCUUAAAAGUUAAUUUGUGGAAUCUCUUUCCUUCUUAAUGCGUUUGAGCCAAUCAGUUGUGUUGUGACAAGGUAGGGAGGGAUAUACAGAAGAUAGCCCUAUUUGGUAAAAGACCAAGUCCAUAUUAUGGCAAGAACAGCUCAAAUAAGCAAAGAGAAACAACAGUCCAUCAUUACUUUAAGACAUGAAGGUCAGUCAAUACGGAAAAUGUCAAGAACUUUGAAUGUGGAACGGGGAGUAAGUAAGGAACUUGUCUGUCGGCCUUGCAUUAAAGAACAUAUUUGGUUAAAGAAAACUGUGAUAAAUAAAAAAGUAUACCAGUUUCAUUUAAGGACCAAAGGAUUGACAGCCAUCCCAUAUAGAUUGCAAAAUAGUUGGGAAGAGAUUUUUGACCUACCGAUCCCAUUGCAUAGUGUUUAUGAACUGAUACACAAAACGACACCGGAUUCAAAACUUAGAAUCUUUCAAUUUUAAAUUAUUAUAUAAAAUUCUUGCUACCAAUAGAAUGUUAUUUAUAUGGGAAAUACAAUCUUCCCAGCUCUGCAGAUUUUGCUGCGAAGAGAUAGAAUCAUUAGAUCAUUUGUUUUGGUACUGUCCAUUUGUAGCUUGUUUUUGGACACAGGUCCCAGAUUGCAAUAUUUACCUGGAGCUAACCUUGCAGGUAGCAUUACUGGGUGAUGUGAAAAUUCAUAGUCAAUCGAUCAAUAAUAUAAUAAUACUUUUAGCAAAAAUGUUCAUUUUCAAUUUACAAUCUGUAGAAACAAUGAGAAUAGAAAGGUUCAGAACUUUUGUAAAACAUCACAGUACAGUUGAAAAAUUAUAUGGCAAAUAUAAAUCCUAUAUGGAUGGUGUUAAGAGAUAGAUGGGUGAUGUUGAAGGAUUGGACUAAUAACAAGAUAACUAAUAAUGUAUGCAUAAUGUGUCCAUAAUAAGUAUAUAGGUUAUAGGUUGGGAGCUUUUGUGAAAGAGCACAGUUAGAAAGAUAUGGCAUAUAGAAGCAAACCGGAUGGACAUCAUGAAAAUGAUCGGAGAUGUUGAGAAUAGAAGUGUGUGUGUGUAUACACACACACACACACACACACACACACACACACACACACACACACACACACACAGUGGGGAGAACAAGUAUUUGAUACACUGCCGAUUUUGCAGGUUCUCCUACUUACAAAGCAUGUAGAGGUAUAUAAUUUUUAUCAUAGGUACACUUCAACUGUGAGAGACGGAAUCUAAAACAAAAAUCCAGAAAAUCACAUUGUAUGAUUUUUAAGUAAUUAAUUAGCAUUUUAUUGCAUGACAUAAGUAUUUGAUACAUCAGAAAAGCAGAACUUAAUAUUUGGUACAGAAACCUUUGUUUGCAAUUACAGAGAUCAUACGUUUCCUGUAGGUCUUGACCAGGUUUGCACACAUUGCAGCAGGUAUUUUGGCCCACUCCUCCAUACAGACCUUCUCCAGAUCCUUCAGGUUUCGGGGCUGUCACUGGGCAAUACGGAUUUUCAGCUCCCUCCAAAGAUUUUCUAUUGGGUUCAGGUCUGGAGACUGGCUAGGCCACUCCAGGACUUUGAGAUGCUUCUUACGGAGCCACUCCUUAGUUGCCCUGGCUGUGUGUUUUGGGUCGUUGUCAUGCUGGAAGACCCAGCCACGACCCAUCUUCAAUGCUCUUACUGAGGGAAGGAGGUUGUUGGCCAAGAUCUCACGAUACAUGGCCCCAUCCAUCCUCCCCUCAAUACGGUGCAGUUGUCCUAUCCCCUUUGCAGAAAAGCAUCCCCAAAGAAUGAUGUUUCCACCUCCAUGCUUCAUGGUUGGGAUGGUGUUCUUGGGUUGUACUCAUCCUUCUUCUUCCUCCAAACACGGCGAGUGGAGUUUAGACCAAAAAGCUCUAUUUUUGUCUCAUCAGACCACAUGACCUUCUCCCAUUCCUCCUCUGGGUCAUCCAGAUGGUCAUUGGCAAACUUCAGACGGGCCUGGACAUGCGCUGGCUUGAGCAGGGGGUCCUUGCGUGUGCUGCAGGAUUUUAAUCCAUGACUGCGUAGUGUGUUACUAAUGGUUUUCUUUGAGACUGUGGUCCCAGCUCUCUUCAGGUCAUUGACCAGGUCCUGCCGUGUAGUUCUGGGCUGAUCCCUCACCUUCCUCAUGAUCAUUGAUGCCCCAUAAGAUGAAAUCUUGCAUUGAGCUCCAGACCGAGGGUGAUUGACCGUCAUCUUGAACUUCUUCCAUUUUCUAAUAAUUGCGCCAACAGUUGUUACCUUCUCACCAAGCUGCUUGCCUAUUGUCCUGUAGCCCAUCCCAGCCUUGCAGGUCUACAAUUUUAUCCCUGAUGUCCUUACACAACUCUCUGGUCUUGGCCAUUGUGGAGAGGUUGGAGUCUGUUUGAUUGAGUGUGUGGACAGGUGUCUUUUAUACAGGUAACGAGUUCAAACAGGUGCAGUUAAUACAGGUAAUGAGUGGAGAACAGGAGGGUUUCUUAAAGAAAAACUAACAGGUCUGUGAGAGCCGGAAUUCUUACUGGUUGGUAGGUGAUCAAAUACUUAUGUCAUGCAAUAAAAUGCAAAUUCAUUACUUAAAAAUCAUACAAUGUGAUAGAUUCUGUCUCUCACAGUUGAAGUGUACCUAUGAUAAAAAUUACAGACGUCUACAUGCUUUGUAAGUUGGAAAACCUGCAAAAUCUGCAGUGUAUCAAAUACUUGUUCUCCCCACUGUGUGUGUGUGUGUAUAUAUAUAUAUAUCUUCUGGGGGAUUGGAAGUGAUGCAGGCAAUUACAUUGAUGUAAGUUACAAUCUAUCUGCAAUAUUAAGCUGAUCUACCAAAAAAAAGGAAGAAAAAAAAGAACUUUGAAUGUUUCUUGAAGUGCAGUCUCAAAAGCUUUAUGAUGAAACUGGCUCUCAUGAGGACCACCACAGGAAUGGAAGACCCAGAGUUACCUCUGCUGCAGAGGAUAAGUUCAUUAGAGUUACCAGCCUCAGAAAUUGCAGCCCAAAUAAAUGCUUCACAGAGUUCAAGUAACAGACACAUUUCAACAUCAACUGUACAAAGGGACUGUGUGAAUCAGGCCUUCAUGGUCGAAUUGCUGCAAAGAAACCACUACUUAAGGACAGCAGUAAGAGGAGGAGACCUGCUUGGGCCAAGAAACACGUGCAAUGGACAUUAGACCGGUGGAAAUUUGUCCUUUGGUCUGGAGUCGAAAUUUAAUAUUUUUUGUUCCAACCACCGUAUCUUUGUGUGGGUGAACAGAUGAUGUCCGCAUGUGUAGUUCCCACCGAAAGCAUGGAGGAGGUGGUGUUAUGGUGUGGGGGAGCUUUGCUGGUGAUACCGUCUGUGAUUUAUUUAGAAUUCAAGGUACACUUAACCGUCUUAUUGAUGUCACUUGUUAAAUCCACUUUAAUCAGUGUAGAUCAGGGUUGCCCAACCCUUUUCCUGGAGAGCUAUCCUCCUGUAGGUUUUCGCUCCAACCCCACGCGUUACUAACCUGAUUCAUCUUAUCAACCUGCUAAUUAUUAGAAUCAGGUGUGCUAGAUUAGGGUUGGAGCGCAACUCAAUAUUAGGAAGGUGUUCUUAAUGUUUAGUACACUCAGGAGAGAGGGAGCGAGACUUCAAAAUGACUAUCUGUGUGUCUACAAUCUCAGUUCAAAGAUAAUUGGAAGGUUGUCAGUGUGUUGAAUAUAGCAGAGUGUGUACUUUAGAAUUAAUAUUACCAUUAAUGACCAAUAGGGGGCAGUAGAUCCACAUGCUUCCUACUUUACUAAAUCUCACUGGGACACUGUCUCCUUUGUGUGCCCCAAGCCUUAAAUGUAUUUACUGUUGAACAUGUGCUACUACUCCAGCUUUGCGAUCUGUCCUCCGUUAACUAAUGUCUAAUGGCUUAGAAACAUUUGGUGUAUUGGGCCAACUGAAUUCAAUGCUUGUUUACCCUCGCAAACAUGCUUUUUGAAAGAACUGGUAGAGAUAGUUUAACUGUCACAUACGGGAAUGGAAUGUAUUUGUGGUAGGGAAUCAUAGACUUGGAUUGAUUUGAACUUUGUUGAUCCCCAGUAUGAAAUGAAGAUAAUCAUGCUGUUGUGGUGGUGACCAUUGUCUUAUGUCAGAUUGUGUCAUUCCUACGUGACUCUUGUCCCUCAACCGAUGUGACAGAUCAGUGCAGGCGGAAUCGACACGCUAUCUGACAUAAGACAAUGGUUGGUGACAUGUUCUGGUUGUUGUUCCUGUCCAGUUUCCUGAGCCAGACCGUCCAUCUGCUCAACGAGGACGACAGCCUGUACUGCAUCUCAGCCUGGAACGACCAGGUCAGUGUCCUCUUCCUCUCGACUCUUUCCACCCUUAAUGUUUUCCUUUCGUUGCUGUAGCUCAGUUGGUAGAGCAUGGCACUUGCAGCGCCAGGAUAGUGGGUUCGAUUCCCUUGGACUACCAUAUGUAAAAUGUAUGCAUGCAUGCCAUUUGGGGGCCCUAAGUGAGAUUUGGUUAGGGGGCCCCCCACCUCACGGCAAAACAUUUUAGUGGCCCUUCUUGAUGACAGAGAGAGAAAUGUUUGUUUUAAAGUUAAUUUCCUGCAAUUCUACACAUUUUGCCAUAUGGCAAUGUAGCAAUUUUAUAAAACAUUUUAUGCAAUUCUACACAUUUUGCCAUGGGGCAGAGAGAGAAAAUUUGCUGUUUUAAAUGCCCUUAGCUUACCAAUGAUGUUGCACAACGAUUUAAGUCAAUAAGUCAUCAUCUUAGUCAAAGGAUGAUAUACUGUAUUUGGGGUUGAAUUGGGAAAUCCGAAGCGGUAACUUCGGAUAUUUUCCAUGCCAAUGCCGUGUAUGAUAUGACGUGCUAAUACUUUUUUCAGUCUACUUUUCUUUUCAGGGCUGGGUUUUAUUUGAAUGUUACAACCCACCAGCAUGGCAUUGUUUAUUAAUCAGAAACACCUGAAAAGUUAUUCCUCUUCGUGACUGAGCAGAGCAAUAUAAUGGAUAAGGUUUGGCUGAGCCGAACAGCUUUUCCCAUAGCCUAGACUUGGCCGCCUGAGAUAUGGAGCAGAUUAAAAUAGGGGGUGCAAACUUAAGUUUUUGCACCUCCAUUUUUUUUACCAGCAAAUUAUCAUAAUCCAUUGGAUAAUGUGUCAAGUUUCACUUAUUUUUAAGCUAGUCUGUAUAAAAAUAUAUAUACACUAAGUGUAGAAAAUAUUAAGAACACCUGUUCUUUCCAUGUCAUAGACUGACCAGGUACGCAACUCAAUAUUAGGAAGGUGUUCUUAAUUUUUUUGUACACUCCUUUCGUUGCUGUAGCUAAGUAUGACAAUUUUAUAAAUGGUAAAAUUGCAUGUGAUAUGAUUGCAUUUUGGAACCCCGCUCCCCCCGUCGCUCCAAGAUAAAUGGUUUUGACCACGCUCCACUGUUGUGAUUGGUGCAGCUAGAAAUCACAAGUGUUUAUCCUAUAAUGAAAAGGCUCCCACAAAAGAAAAUUCCAUGAACUUGUUUAUCUAUUUUGUACUGUUACAUUUGUAUUGGUGUUUCGAUGCGCUCAGGGUGGUGUUACAUAGAAUUUGCGGCAUGCAUCAUGAGCAAAGUCAUUGUAGCCUCAUUUCACUUCCCAUAGAAGAGAGAACAAUGGCAUGAGCACAGGCUGACUUAGCAUUGCUAUAGCGCAACUGAAUAGCCUGCCAGCAGCCUACCAAAGGUUGCACCGUGUCCAUUACAAUGUAGAAAAACGCAACUUUAGUCCAAAUCGUUCAAUAGUUCAACUAUCCAUAUUACUUUUUCUAUUUCUAUGGCGGAUUCGCGGCCGCAAUUUAUGAAACAUGCUAAAACGUUGAAUAUAACAAUAGAUGGCAAAGUCAAAGAUACUGGUUUCUCCUAUCCAUCUGGCUAACUUUUCCCUAAAUGCUUAUGACAAAUCCAGCUCCAGCACCAACCGUAGCCUAGCCAACUGGCUAAUCUUUUUAAUAUGGUGUAGCAACAGCAGAUAACGUUAUCUGGCUAAAUAAGCUGUCAGUGCCCUACUCGUUGUUAUUUAUCCACGCCAUGUGGAAAUCAACACAACGUUCCCACCCCCAAUUCGUGAAUAUGUAUUAGCAGGCUGCGUCGUUCUUCGGAGGUGGAACCUAAACGAGAAUUUACGCGAUAGGAGUUAUGUAGAAAUAGGGGCGGAAUUGCCCUCUGGUGGGGUUCUUUUUAAAGUUACAAUUAUUUUGCCAUGACUUAUGCCACUUUAAUAUGAUAUCUGAGUGAGAGUGAUUAACAAAAUCAAUGGGUGCCCCAUGGAGGACAGGGCCCCUGGGCACGUGCCCGGUCGGUAUUCGGCCAUGAUUACUACAAGUUUAGAUAGCUGGUUAGACUACCUACCAAUCAAAACAUUGACAUGGCUAAUUGAGUGAAUGACAUAAGAGAAACUGCACAUUUCGAAAUGGCACCUGGUGUGUUUGACUAUUCUUACUCUCAAUAGUAAGUUGAGACCCCGACUGAGUUCCAUAAAAAUACAUCUUUGGGGGGGAUCUGGGGGCCCUAAAGACAUCAGCAUGUUUCAGUUCGGCUGGCGCCUAGCCGAACUCGGCUAGCCCGAAACGAACGAAUGUGCUCACAUACUCCCUUAAUAGACCUUCGCUUGAAAAACAAGAAAAAAGCGGCAGUAGUACUUUGUCCAUUUUGAGAUGACGUUUCCAGUAUACACUUCCUCAAAUUAGUCAGAAUUAAUCGAAAAUAAUGUCAUUCAUUUUGACGUUUUUGAAGAGGAAAUCUUAGUCGUGCAAUUUUACAUCUAACGAAGAUGUUUGGUGCAGUAUUAUCAAUAAAAAAAUGUGUAUGAAAACGAGUCGUCUCUCAAUGAAUGACAACAAAGACUUUAUUGCAGAAUCCCUGCUGUUGGCCAAUCACUGACAAAGGGGCGUAGACUUCGGCUCCGAACUUCGGCUUGCCUCUAGAAAAAAGGUUGUGUGCCCGAACAGCCUAAAAAACCCUCACCGAAGUCCAAAACGAACAAAAACGUCACGAAAUGUCAUCAUAAUAUAUGCACAAACUGUUUCGGCUGGGAAGCAUGCGGACGCCUUGAGCCACCGCUUAUUUCGCUUUUGCCUUGAGCUGGCCCUGCACGCAUGACUGUAAGUUGCUUUGGAUAAAAGCUUCUGCGAAUUGGCAUAUAUUACUAUAUACUACUGUAAUGUGUGGAAAUGAUGUGUUUUAUGUCGUUUUUAAUAUGUUAUAUGUUAUGUUAUAAUGUUGCUAUGCAGGGUUAUGAGCACACAGCAGAGGACCCAGCUCUCCUCUACAGAGUGGAGAGUAUGCCAGGCCUGGGCUGGGUGCUGAAGAAGAGCCUCUACAAGGACGAACUGGAGCCCAAGUGGCCCACGCCUGAGAAGGUACUGGCGUGUGUGUGUGUGUGUGUGUGUGUGCGCGCGCAGUGUUUCCGAAACUGUAAUAGUUAAUAUGUUCUCUGUGUGUGAUAAUGACAAUGACGUUUGUGUGUGUCAAAUCAAAUCACAUUUUAUUUGUCACAUACACGUGUUUAGCAGAUGUUAUAGCGGGUGUAGCGAAAUGCUUGCGCUUCUAGCUCCGACAAUGCAGUAAUAUCUAACAAGUAAUAUCUGUGUGUAGCUGUGGGACUGGGACAUGUGGAUGCGUAUGCCAGAACAGAGGAAAGGCAGAGAGUGUAUCAUCCCUGACGUGUCCCGCUCCUACCACUUUGGCAUCAUCGGACUCAACAUGAACGGCUACUUCCACGUAAGGCCCUCUUCUUCACUACUAUAAUACACCCUCUAUAGCCUUCCAUCUGCUCAGGCUGGUAUACAUUUUUUAAGUGAACUUGAUGAUGAGGAUGAUGAAUUAGGAUACUGUAAGCUAUUUUCUCAGUGGGUUUUCAAUAGCUGAUUAUGAGUUUGACCUGUCUUGCAUCUGAGUGUUUCUUCCCCAUUUCUUCUCUCUAGGAAGUGUAUUUCAAGAAGCACAGGCUCAACACGGUUCCUAAUGUCCAGCUGAAGAAUGUAGACGGCUUGAAGAAAGAUGCCUACGAGCUGGAGAUUCAGAACUUACUUAAGUGAGUGAGCAUGUAUCAGAUAUAGUCCACAAAUUAAGCUCUGUGUCUGUGUGUCAGAGAUGUGUGUGUGCGCAUGUGUGUUUUUUAAAAUAUAUAUAUUUCCACCGAGACGCGCUUUUUAAAUGGAUAGUCAUUGCCUCAAUGACUGGAAGUCUAUGGGAACAGCUAGCAUGUCAUUGCACUAACGCUAGUAGCAAUGCACACAGCCCCCCCCCUGCUACCCUUGCAACCACUGCUGAAAAUAAUCCUAGUGAAAACAUCUGUGACUAAUGUGUGUUAUUCUGUGUGUUGUGCUCAGGGAGGCUGAGGUGCUGGACCAUAGUAAGAACCCAUGUGAAGACUUGUUCAUCCCUGAUACAGAGGGGAAGACCUACGUCAUGUACGUCAAGAUGGAGCUGGAGACCGACACAUCCACCUGGACUGAGCUCGCCAAGGUAGAGGGGGAGGGAAGGAGAGGGAGUGGAAUUAAGGAGGGAGGGAAUGAAAGAGAGAGGGAGGGGAGAUGUAGAGACCAGCACUUCACAUUUCAAUAUAGGUAGUGGUUUACAAUCGUAAAACGAAUCAGUAUCAAACUGUUGCUGAUUUUGUCACCCUUAAACUUGUUGCUGUUUUUUUUUUUGUGUUGUCUUUCUCUGAAGAGUGUUUUGUAGACUAAUGUGUGUGCUGUCCUCCUUAGUGUCUCCAUGUGUGGGAUCUGGAUGUGAGAGGGUACCACAACGGCCUAUGGAGGCUCUUCAGGAAGAGGAACCAUGUCCUGGUUGUGGCCGUUCCUAUCUCGCCAUACUCGUGAGUUAUUAUAGUGCAUCACUGUAGCCACGGUUAUGGUUAAGGCCCCUCAGGCACAUGCAGUACUUCACAAUAGAAUGACAAUGUAUUCUUCUCAACUAAACUUUCUUUAACCAGAACAGAAUCCCAUCCAACUUAUUUUCACCGCUAAUAUAUAUCUAUAUUUUUCUCUCUCUUCACUUUGGUCAGUGCGAAGAAGCCAGCGAACGUUACACCCAUCCACCUAGAGCCUCCACCCAAAGAAGAGGGAGCCCCAGUGGAGCAGCGGUAGCCCAACUCCUCCACACACCCUCUCACAAUGCUCUCGACUGGUAUUAAGGUCAUUCUUGCAGGGGCUUGUGGCGUCGGAGAGCCGUUGUCUUAACACUACACCAUUCAGAGGGGG